This is a messenger RNA of Molossus molossus (Pallas's mastiff bat), 9278 nucleotides long. RefSeq names its product lysine demethylase 6B (gene KDM6B). Bases 2934 to 8039 code for a protein of 1701 amino acids. Gene Ontology annotation, molecular function: histone H3K27me2/H3K27me3 demethylase activity; RNA polymerase II cis-regulatory region sequence-specific DNA binding; chromatin DNA binding. The transcript is spliced from 22 exons. Lineage: Eukaryota; Metazoa; Chordata; Mammalia; Chiroptera; Molossidae. The record is from RefSeq and is a predicted model, not a curated record. Gene Ontology annotation, cellular component: MLL3/4 complex. Gene Ontology annotation, biological process: regulation of gene expression; heart development.
AGGCCUGGCUCGCCCUCUCCUCGGAUUUUCCUCCACACCUUCCCCGAUGACCCCUUUCCCUGGCUCCGUCUCCUCGUUUUUCCCGGCCUUGCCUCUUUUCCCUGGCCCUUCUUGUUCCAUCUCUCCGACUUGGGCUUGUCGCUUGCUGGCCGCGCCACGGUCUCGUGCAGCCCGACUCCCUUCCCCUCACCCGACAGCCUGUUCGCCCCAAGUCUGCCUGCGGCACCUUUUGGGGCUCUGUCUCACUGCUUUUCCGGGCUUUGCUUUCCUUCUGACCUGUCCCCUGGGGCUCUGAGGAAGGAGGGAGUCCCUGUCCUUUCCUUUCUCCCCCAGUUCCCCGCCCCCCAACUCUGGCCCCCUUUCUCCUUCUAGCAGUCUCUAGGGGUGGGGAGAGAACCGGAAUUUGGGGGGCCCUCUGGAGGGGCAGAGGGCUGUAUGUCGCUUGGGAAAGGGGCUUUGAAUGUGUGUGCGGAGUGGGGGGUGUGAGGGUGGUUAGCAACCCGGCUGCCUCUGUUGUCCCUUUAAAUGGCCCUCACAUUUCUGGGGACUCAUGGGGAGGGGGGUGGUGAGCAGCCUGCCUGGGGGGCAGGGCCCUGGGUUAGUCCACAUAAUCAGGGGUGGUAAUGAUUUAAAGGGACAGUCUUAGUGUGGCUGCUGCCAUCCUGUGCCAGCGAGAAGGGGAGCCGGCAGGCCAUGUCUGGAGAGGCUUGGCUGAAGAGCAGGGCAUUUGAGGCUGAGUCUGUUGUGGGGCUUGCCAGGUCUGGGACUGCUGCGGCUGGGAAAGUGCAAGGAGGGGUGACAGCUUGCCCCUGGGGGGGCAUUCAGCCUGGGCUUUCUCCAAGGCCCACUUUUGGGUUCAUGGCCAGGACUCCUUGGCCAGGAAUCAUUGAGUACAAACUACAGAGCCCUUCAGCCACCAGGUUGGGGCAACUGGCAAGUCUGCAGGUCAGCAGCCUGGUUUGGGUACACUGGAGCUGGUCCUUCAGCUUCCCCUUUUGUUGUUUGGCUCUGUGCACAAGAAAGCCCCAGCCCCUCCCCCAGUUCCCUCUCCCAGUCCACAUGUCCCCCCCCCCAAACACACCCACCCCAGCUGUUGGACAGAUGAAUUACAGCCUCCGGCUUCAGGCCAGGGCUGGUGAGGGAUUAAAGCUCUGGGGCUGGCCCUUUAAAUGGCUUUUGGCCCCUCCCCCACUCUGGUGUCCAGACACCCCAUACACCCACCACUGACCCCCUUGGCUGCCCCUCACUCCUUCUCUUGGUUUGUCCUAAGGCCUGGCACUCCUCUCUCUCCAGGCUAGAGCUUCCCCAGUGUCCACUUCCCUUCCAACAUAACCACAUACACAAAUGGUAUAGAUCUCUUUUUCUCUCAUUCUCUCUCUCUCCCUAAUUCCACAUUCUGAGUGUCCCUGUCCUGGAGGGUUCUAGCCUCAAGCUCCCUUCUCCAGCAGAAGCACCUUGCCAGCCUGGCCUCCCUAGACUGCAGCUGACCACUACCCUGGCCCAGUGAGGGGCCUUGCAUGGGUCAGAAAUAGCACAUCCCUGGGGGCAGUGUCAUCAGCAGCCCAGGCAGCUUGCAGCACAUUGCAUCAUGGAGGCUGGAGGCUGGGGGCUGGAGGCCUGAGUCUCUGGGGCAGAGGAAGGAUGGGGGCUGGAAGGCCAGGGAAUGGAGACUGGACUGAGAGUCCAAGUGUCUGGGAUGGGCCAAGAAUCUGGGUUCUUAAGGGCAGAGAACUGUGGCUAAGGGAGCAGAAAACAGAUCCCUGAGGAGUGAGUUUGAAGUUUAAGGCAGAUUUAGAUCUGACCCCUGGAUGGACACCUAAUUCUUGACCUUAGAUUUAUGUUAAAAGAUCUAGCUUGUCUUUGAGAGUUAGAAGAGGGAGUGGGUCUCUAUCACCUUCUUGGGCCACACAGAGGAAGGAGGUGAUGGGGAAACAGGAUAUGGCCUUGAGGGGUAGGAUGGAAGACAGGCUUGCAGCAGAGGCCACUUCCAGAUCCAGGACCAGAGUCACAACCCUUGCUGAGGAGGAAGGCUUCUCCCUGCUGGGCCUGUUCAUCUAGUCUGGCCACCUGUGCUGCUCAGGAGACCUGCCUGCACCCGCCAGGGGAAGAGGAGGGGGCAGAGUCCAGAGGGUGGGGUUGACUGGUAUCUUGAUAAGGUUAGAGAGGAGGCAGAGCUGAAAGAAGAGGAUCUGCUUGCCUGAGGCCAGUACUGAAGCUGACUUGGAUACAGAUGUCUGGGGUAGCUGGGCCUACUCUAGGGCUAGGGACUCUCAGCAGGAGAGUCCAGUAAGAGGAGGGAUCAUGGGUUGGGUGACCACUGUGGACUUAUGCAGAUUCCAUAGCAUGAUCCCCUUACCCCAGAUCCAGGCUGCUUCCUAAAGGGAAAGGCUGGAGGACUACUUUGGGUAUGGCAUUUUCUGGUUGCCAUGGAAACAGAUUCUCCCAUCCCAUCUAAUCACUAGAGCCAGGUUUCUCCUCAAUAAGGGGACAGAUAGCACAGGGAAAUUAUCUAGACUGGGAGAACCCACCUCUAACUGGCUUUUUUCUUUUAGGUUCCCCCAGGCACCAUGCCAGCCCCAUAAUACCACCCACCUCACCCACUGUGGUCUGCUGCACCCCACUGUUGGGGCACUGAUUCCAAUGAGGGCACACCAAACUCCAUCUGGCUGUUACUGAGGCGGAGACGCGGGUGAUGAUUGGUUUUCUGGGCAGAGAGGAAGUCCUGUGAUUGGCCAGAUUCCUGGAGUUCGCUGACGCUGUGAGGGGACGCUCCCACGGAGGCCGGAAUUGGCCGUGAAAGGCCCUGGGCGGCCUUCAGGGGCAGUGCAAUCUCCUGUCAGAGCGGCUAGAGUUGGGACCAUCGCCCCAGAGAGCUGGGGCAGGGGGCCGUGCCCCAUCUCCAGGGCUCCUGGGGCCACUGCUGACCUGGCUGGAUGCAUCGGGCAGUGGACCCUCCAGGGGCCCGCGCUGCACGGGAAGCCUUUGCCCUUGGGGGCUUGAGCUGUGCUGGGGCCUGGAGCCCCUGCCCGCCCCAUCCCCCUCCUCGUAGCGCAUGGCUGCCUGGAGGCAGGUGCUCUGCCAGCAUCGGGCAGCCUCCACUUUCUGCUCCCAUACCCCCUUCACAUGGCAGUAGCUCUGGGCACCCCAACAAACAAUAUUAUAUUCCAGGGACACCCACCCCAAGACCCCUCCAUGGAAAGCUGGAAUCCCUGCAUAGCUGUGUGCAGGCAUUGCUCCGGGAACCAGCCCAGCCAGGGCUGUGGGAGCAGCUUGGACAGCUGUACGAGUCAGAGCAUGACAGUGAGGAGGCCAUACGCUGCUACCACAGCGCCCUUCGAUAUGGAGGAAGCUUAGCUGAGCUGGGGCCUCAUAUCGGCCGAUUACAGCAGGCCCAGCUCUGGAACUUUCAUGCUGGCUCCUGCCAGCACCGAACCAAGAUCCUGCCCCCGCUGGAGCAAGUAUGGAACUUGCUACAUCUUGAGCACAAGCGGAACUAUGGGGCUAAGAGGGGGGGUCCCCCAGUGAAGCGAGCCGCUGAACCCCCAGUGGUGCAGCCUGUGCCUCCUGCAGUACUCUCAGGCCCAUCAGGGGAGGAGGGUCUCAGCCCUGGAGGCAAACGAAGGAGAGGCUGUAAUUCUGAGCAGACUGGCCUUCCCCCAGGGCUGCCACUGCCACCACCACCAUUACCACCACCACCACCACCACCACCACCACCACCACCACCACCCCUACCACCUGGCCUAGCCACCAGCCCUCCAUUUCAGCUGACCAAGCCAGGGCUGUGGAGUACCUUGCAUGGAGAUACCUGGGGCCCUGAACGCAAGGGUUCAGCACCCCCAGAGCGCCAGGAACAGCGGCACUCGCUGCCUCAUCCAUAUCCAUAUCCAGCUCCAGCCUACACUGCGCAACCCCCUGGCCACCGGCUGGUCUCAGCUACACCCCCAGGCCCAGGCCCCCGCCCCCCAGGAGCAGAGAGCCAUGGCUGCCCGCCUGCCACCCGUCCCCCCGGAAGUGACCUUAGAGAGAGCAGAGUUCAGAGGUCGCGGAUGGACUCCAGCGUUUCACCAGCAGCAACCACCGCCUGCGUGCCUUACGCCCCUUCCCGGCCCCCCGGCCUCCCCGGUACCACCACCAGCAGCAGCAGUAGUAGCAGCAGCAGCAACCCUGGUCUCCGGGGCAUGGAGCCGAACCCAGGCAUUCCCGGCGCUGACCAUUACCAAACUCCCGCGCUGGAGGUCACUUCUCACCAAGGUCGCCUGGGGCCCUCGACACAUAGUGGUCGGAAACCUUUCCUGGCAGGUCCUGCUGCCACUCCCCACCUGUCCCUGCCACCUGGCCCCCCCUCACCUCCUCCACCCCCCUGUCCCCGCCUCUUACGCCCCCCACAUCCCCCUGCCUGGCUGAAAGGCCCGGCUAGCCGGUCAGCCCGAGAGGAUGGAGAGAUCUUAGAGGAUCUCUUCUUCGGGGCUGAGGGACGCCCUCGCCCUCCUCCACCACCCUUCCCGCACCGUGAGGGCUUCUUGGGGCCUCUGGCCCCCCGUUUUUCUGUGGGCACUCAGGAUUCGCACAUCCCUCCUACUCCCCCAACCACCAGCAGUAGCAGCAACAAUGGCAGCCACAGCAGCAGCCCUCCUGGGCCUGUGUCUUUCCCCCCACCUCCCUAUUUGGCCAGAAGUAUGGACCCCCUUUCCAGGCCCCCCAGCCCAACACUGAGUCCCCAGGACCCACCUCUUGCACCCCUAACUCUUGCUCUGCCUCCAGCCCCUCCCUCCUCCUGCCACCAAAAUACCUCAGGAAACUUCAGGCGCCCGGAGAGCCCUCGGCCCAGGAUCUCCUUCCCAAAGACCCCCGAGGUGGGGCCAGGGCCAUCCCCAGGCCCCCUGAAUAAAGCCCCCCAGCCCGUGCCCCCGACAGUUGGGGAACUGCCUGCCCGAGGUGCGCGACUCUUUGAUUUUCCCCCUACCCCACUGGAGGACCAGUUUGAGGAGCCCGCUGAAUUCAAGAUCCUACCUGAUGGGCUGGCCAACAUCAUGAAGAUGCUAGAUGAAUCCAUUCGCAAGGAGGAGGAGCAGCAACAACAGGAGGCAGGCGUAGCACCUCCACCCCCCCUGAAAGAGCCCUUUGCAUCUCUGCAGCCUCCAUUCUCCAGUGACACAGCCCCAACCACCACUGCCGCUGCCGCCACCGCUACCACCACCACCACCACCACCACAGCCACAGCCACCCAAGAACAGGAGAAGAAGCCACCACCAGCUCUGCCACCACCACCACCACUAGCCAAGUUCCCUCCACCUCCCCAGCCACAGCCACCACCACCCCCGCUACCCCCAGCAGCCAGCCCAGCCAGCCUGCUCAAAUCCCUGGCCUCCGUACUGGAGGGACAAAAGUACUGUUACCGGGGGACUGGAGCAGCAGUUUCUACCCGUCCUGGGCCCUUGCCCACCACUCAGUAUUCCCCAAGUCCCCCAUCAGGUGCUACCGCCCCACCACCCACCUCAGCGGCCCCUAACUCCCAGGGCUCCCCACAGCCCUCUGCUUCCUCGUCAUCUCAGUUCUCUACCUCAGGCGGCCCCUGGGUCCGGGAGCACAGGGAAGGUGAAGAGCCAGCCCUGGGCCCCAUGACCCCCGCCCCCUCGCCCCCACCUCUGCCCCUGCCCCCUGCUCGCUCUGAGUCUGAGGUGCUAGAAGAGAUCAGUCGGGCUUGUGAGACUCUUGUAGAGCGGGUGGGCUGGAGUGCCGCAGAUCCAGCAGGCCCAGUGGACACAGCAAACCCUGUGGACAAGGCAGACCUAGUGGACAGUGGGACUGAACGACUGCUGCCUCCUGCCCAGGCUAAGGAGGAGAGUGGUGGGGUGGUGGCAGUAACAGGACCAGGCAGCAGCAAGCGGCGGCAGAAAGAACAUCAGAAGGAGCAUCAGAAGGAGCAUCGGCGGCACAGGCGGGCCUGUAAGGACAUUGUGGGUCGGCGGCCCCGUGAGGGCAGGGCAAAGGCCAAAGCCAAGGUCCCCAAAGAAAAGAGCCGCCGGGUGCUGGGGAACCUGGACCUGCAGAGCGAGGAGAUCCAGGGUCGUGAGAAGGCCCGGCCUGAUACUGGUGGGGCCUCUAAAGCUAAACCAGCCACUGCUCCAGCCCCUCCAUCAGUUCCUGCACCCUCUGCCCAGCCCACACCUACAUCACCCCCUGUCCCUGGGAAGAAGUCUCGGGAGGAAGCUCCAGGGCCACCAGGUGUCAGCCGGGCUGACAUGCUCAAGCUGAGAUCACUUAGUGAAGGGCCCCCCAAGGAGCUGAAGAUCCGGCUUAUCAAGGUAGAGAGUGGUGACAAAGAGACCUUUAUCGCCUCUGAGGUGGAAGAGCGGAGGCUGCGCAUGGCGGACCUCACCAUCAGCCACUGUGCUGCUGAUGUCGUGCGUGCCAGCAAGAAUGCCAAGGUGAAAGGGAAGUUUAGAGAGUCCUACCUUUCCCCUGCCCAGUCUGUGAAACCGAAGAUCAACACUGAGGAGAAGCUGCCCCGGGAAAAACUCAACCCACCCACACCCAGCAUCUAUCUGGAGAGCAAACGGGAUGCCUUCUCACCAGUGCUGCUGCAGUUCUGUACAGACCCUCGAAAUCCCAUCACCGUGAUCCGGGGCCUGGCAGGUUCCCUGCGUCUCAACUUGGGCCUCUUCUCCACCAAGACUCUGGUGGAGGCGAGUGGUGAGCACACUGUGGAGGUGCGCACCCAGGUGCAGCAGCCCUCAGAUGAGAACUGGGAUCUGACUGGCACUCGACAGAUCUGGCCCUGUGAGAGUUCUCGUUCCCAUACCACCAUUGCCAAGUAUGCGCAGUACCAGGCCUCAUCCUUCCAGGAGUCCCUGCAGGAGGAGAAGGAGAGUGAGGAUGAGGAGUCAGAGGAGCCAGACAGCACCACAGGAACUCCUCCUAGCAGUGCACCAGAUCCGAAGAACCAUCACAUUAUCAAGUUUGGCACCAACAUCGACCUGUCUGAUGCCAAGCGGUGGAAGCCACAACUACAGGAGCUGCUGAAGCUGCCCGCCUUCAUGCGGGUAACAUCUACAGGCAACAUGUUGAGCCACGUGGGCCACACGAUCCUGGGCAUGAACACAGUGCAGCUGUACAUGAAGGUCCCUGGCAGCCGAACGCCAGGCCACCAAGAGAACAACAACUUCUGCUCUGUCAAUAUCAACAUAGGCCCAGGCGACUGUGAGUGGUUCGCGGUGCACGAGCACUACUGGGAGACCAUCAGCGCUUUCUGCGACCGGCACGGUGUGGACUACCUGACAGGUUCCUGGUGGCCAAUCCUGGAUGACCUCUAUGCUUCCAAUAUCCCUGUGUACCGCUUCGUGCAGCGCCCUGGAGACCUUGUGUGGAUUAACGCAGGGACCGUGCACUGGGUGCAGGCUACCGGUUGGUGCAACAACAUCGCCUGGAAUGUUGGGCCACUCACAGCCUAUCAGUACCAGCUGGCCCUGGAACGGUAUGAAUGGAACGAGGUGAAGAACGUCAAAUCCAUUGUGCCCAUGAUUCACGUGUCCUGGAAUGUGGCUCGAACCGUCAAAAUCAGCGACCCCGACUUGUUCAAGAUGAUCAAGUUCUGCCUCCUGCAGUCCAUGAAACACUGCCAGGUGCAACGGGAGAGCUUGGUACGAGCAGGGAAGAAAAUUGCCUACCAGGGCCGGGUCAAGGAUGAGCCUGCCUACUACUGCAACGAGUGCGACGUGGAGGUGUUCAACAUCCUGUUCGUGACGAGUGAGAACGGCAGCCGCAACACUUACCUGGUGCACUGUGAGGCCUGUGCUCGGCGCCGCAGCGCGGGUCUCCAGGGCGUGGUGGUGCUGGAGCAGUACCGCACCGAGGAGCUGGCCCAGGCCUAUGACGCCUUCACGCUGGUGAGGCCGCUGGUGCAGCGAAGGCGCUGGGCGGGCCUUCGGGCGGACCUGCAGGGGGCGGGCUGUGGGGUGGGUCAACCCGCCCCUGCCUCCCUGCCCCUGAGCCCCCCGCCCACUUUCUCCCUGCAGGCCCCUGCCAGCGCAUCUCGAUGAAGCCGGAUGCCCCGCCCGCCUGCCCUCCGGCAGGUCGCAGCGGGGCCACCAGCACACGCCUGGGCUGGACCUAGGUCCCGCCUCUGGCCGGGAAGGGGGUCGGGCACAGCCCUUUACCCCAUUGGCAGCUCCCCUUCACUUAAUUUAUUAAGAAAAAAAUUUUUUUAAACAAAUAUGAGGAAAAAAGGAAAAAAAAAAAAAGGGAGACGGGGGAGGGGGCUGGCAGCCCCUCGCCCACCAGCGCCUCCCCUCACCGACUUUGGCCUUUCUAGCAACAGACACAAGGACCAGGCUCCGGCGGCGGCGGGGGUCACAUACGGGUUCCCUCACGCCUGCCAGCCGCCUGCCCGGCGCAGAUGCUCGUGUAUGUACAUAGAUGUUACGGCAGCCGAGGUUUUUAAUGAGAUUCUAUGGGCUUUACCCCUCCCCCACAACCUCCGUUUUUUAUUCCCAAUGCUAGCUGUGAUCCCUGUACCUGUCUCUGUUUAUUCAAUUGGUUAUGAUUUGUAUUUUUUUGUUUUGUUUUUAAUUUAUAACAGUCCCACUCACCUAUUUAUUCAUUUUGGGGAAAACCCAACCUCCCGCACCCCCAAGCCAUCCUGCCCGCCCUUCCAGGGGCCACCCGCCGCUGGGCUCUCCCUGUACCCCAGUGUGUGUCCCGGCCCUGCCCGCCUGUCUAUGCCGUCAGCGGCUCCAGCCGGGUUCUCAUGGUGCUCAAAUCCGCUCCCCUCCCCUACGUCCUGCACUUUCUCGGACCAGAACCCCCCCACACACACUCCCGCCCCAACCCUGCCUGAGGGUGAGCGACUCCUGUACUGUAGGGGAAGAAGUGGGAACUGAAAUGGUAUUUUGUAAAAAAAAUAAAAUAAAAUAAAAAAAUUUAAAAGUUUUAAAGAAAGAACUAUGAGGAAAAGGAAACCCCGUCCUUCCCAGCCCUGGCCAAUUUUUAACAGACCUUCCCCUCAUGCCCCUGUCCCCCCUUUUCUUUUUAAGCGUGAAACAGCCCAGGGCCAGGGCCUCCCUGGGGCAGGGACACCCCGGGAAGAGUUUCCCUGGGGCUUUAUUUUCGUGUUGUCAGUUGUUUUCUCUCCUCCACGCUGGGGCUGCGGAGGGGUGGGGGGUUUACAGUCCCGCCCCCUCGCACUGCACUGUCUCUCUGCCCCAGAGGCAGAGGGGUCUUCCCAAUCCUACCCCUAUUUUCCGUGAUUUUUGUGUGAGAAUAUUAAUAUUAAAAAUAAA